AUGAACAUGGACUCCAAUAUAACGGCUUCUACAACUCCCGUUAAUAAUACCUCCCGACAAAAUGUACCGGCAAAUAACACCUCCCAACAAAAUAUAUCAUUUACUCAUAAACUAUAUAACAUGUUAAAUGAUCCUUCAAUAACUGAUUUAAUAUGGUGGUCUCAUUCAAAUGAGAGUUUCAUAAUAAAACCCAAUGAAAAAUUUUCUCGAGCUUUAGCUGUUUAUUUUAAACACACUAAUGUGGCUAGUUUUGUCAGGCAAUUGAACAUGUAUGGUUUCCAUAAAAUUAACAACAACAAUAAUGGCACCGCUACUAGUAAUGGUGACCUAUCGAAUACUGGUACAAGUAAUAGUACAAAUGACGGUAUAAAUUUAUGGGAAUUUAAACAUAGCAAUAAUUUUUUCCGUAGAGGUGAUAUAGAAAGUUUGAAAAAAAUUACAAGAAGAGCUUCUAAAAACAAUAUUACAAGAAAUAAUAGUGCUUCUAGUCUAAAUAUGGGCACUCAUACAAGUGUGCUUGGUAGUACUAGUACUAGUAGUAUUAAUACCAAUAAUACCACCACUAUUCCAUUCGACACGAUACAACAAAAACAACAGCAAAAUGAAUUUCCAUAUCAGCAAAAAGAUAAGGAAAAUAACAUUAAUACGUCCACUAUACAGGCAAAUAUAAAUAGUCAUACAACUCACAAUAAUUGUAACAACAAUAAUAUCAGUUCACAUGACACUUAUAACAACAGCACUAAUAGUAAUAAUAAUAUUCCAUACUCCGUAAUAGAUGCUCGAUUUAAUGAGCUAACUUAUAAUUUCCAGAUGUCUCAAAGAGAUCAUAAUACCAGAUUAGAUCAUGCUUUAGAUGAAUUAAGAAAUACCAAUGUAGAUAUUGUCAGAUUGAUAGAUUUAAUCCAAGUCUUCAUUUCCAUGAACAACAGUGAUUUAAAUCUUAAAAAUAGUAAAGAUAACAGUAUAAAUAAUAAUAAUAAUAAUAAUAACGAUAAUAGAGAUUUUGAUGUUUCACAACUAGAUUUUUUUAAUACUGAACUUUUCAAAUUUAAAACCAAGAUUAUGACUAGGACUCAAAGGAAUUUAGAAUUUUUAAAAUCCAGAUAUUCUUCAAUAUGUUCCAACACUUCAUCAUUUCAACAACAACAACAACAACAACAACAACAACAACAACAGCAGCAGCAGCAGCAGCAGCAGCAGCAGCAGCAUCAUAAUAGUAGCAAUAACCCUAAUAUCAAUCCUGACUUUAAUACCAAUAUUAAAGUCACUGCUAAUCCUACUAGCAGUACUGGAAAUAAUAACAAUAACUACAACUACUACAACAACAACACCAACAACAACGGAAACAUCAGUACCAUAAGUACUCCUGUCCCUAUGGCUAUUUAUCAAAAUAACAAUAAUGUGAGUAGUGUUUCAACACCUAUACCAAGUAACCUCCAACAACAGGAUAUGGGCUACUUUCAACAAACGCCAUCAUUCAAUUUAAUACGUAAUCCGUUUGCCAAAAACGGCAAUGGCAACAAUAACGGCAAUAAUAAACCUAAUACUAAACCUAGACAUAUGAGUGUUUUAAUGGAUCCCCUGGCACCCGCGUCUCCAUGUAGAUCUCCUCCUGGUGCUGUUAAACAACAGCAACAAUUGCAAUAUUACAAUCCCCUACACUCUCAACAACAGCAAGUACAAAUACAAGUACAGGUUCCUCCACCUCCACCACCUGCAUCGCUAACUAAUACUGCAUAUAGUAAUAAUAACUACAGUCAAGAUCAACAUCACCUUCGUCAAAGUUCACAACCGGAAAUAAAAAGAAAUAUAAGUUCAACACCCAACCAUAAUAUUAAUAACACUACUGGUAUGAAAUUUGAGGAAAAAUCUUACACUCCGCCGCCUACUUAUAAGGCAGGUGAGCCUAUGCCAUAUAAACCAGUUUAUCCAUAUGGGGUUAUACCUGCAGCGGCGCCAGCUGUUACUUCUACUCUUGUAGAACAGCAGCGUAGCAAUAGUAAUAACAACAAUACUGGUAACAUUGUUCUUAAAGAAAAACAUUCCGAUAAUAUAACUACUUCCGUUAACAAUACGUAUACGGAAAAUAUUCAUGGUUCAAAUAACAACAAUAUAGCCAAACCUACACCGAUAAGCUUGAGUUCUCGGACACCACUUUUACAAACAAUGCAUAACGGAAGUCAACAACAACAGCAGCAGCAGCAACAGCAGCAGCAGCAACAGCAGCAGCAGCAGCAAAUUAGACAUUCUCCAGUUCCUUUAACACCACAACAAAAUCAAAUAUUACAGGUCCAGCAGUUGCAACAACAACAACAACAACAACAACAACAACAACAACAACAACAACAACAACAACAACAACAACAACAACAACAACAACAACAACAACAACAACAACAACAACAACAACAACAACAACAACAACAACAACAACAACAACAACAACAACAACAACAACAACAACAACAACAACAACAACAUCAUCAUCAUCAACAACAACAACAUUAUCCUAUGAAUUCAAAUAACGUUACUCCAUAUUUAGCCAAUCCAUUGUUGAACAGUUCCUUACUGCGAAAACAAGAAAACUCUAAUGAGAAUAUAGUACCUUCUCCUACAUUAACGUCUGCUCCACAAGACGGAACCACGAAUAACAAUGUUACUAAUAUAGUCUCCGUAAAUGGUGAGGCUGAAGCAUUUAAGACUCAAGACACAUCCCCCAAUAUUAAAGGAACAGAUGCUUCUACUACUACAAACACUAAGAAUACCAUCGACAAUCAUAAUAAACCCGGGGUUAGUGCUGUUUACGCUUUAUUAAACGACAACAGCAGUAACACUAAAAAGGAUAUUCAAAACAACCGUGAAAAUGAAAAUGAAAAUGAAAAUGAAAAUGUUAUUAAAUCUAGUAACGAUUUUGAAGAAAAACAGAUAAAAAAUAAUACAGAUACAAACACUAUUAUAAGUAAUAGAAAUUGUCAAGAAGUUAAUGAUAAGGUACUGACAAGGAAGUUGGACGAAUAUGCUGAUGCUGAUAUUAGUAAAGAUCAUAAGAAUAUUAAUGAGGAAGGUCAUAUGAUCAAAAAACAAAAGAAUAUAAUGUAA
Molecule: messenger RNA, 3099 nt
Organism: Saccharomycodes ludwigii
Lineage: Eukaryota; Fungi; Ascomycota; Saccharomycetes; Saccharomycodales; Saccharomycodaceae
Gene: SFL1
Product: Sfl1p
Exons: 1
Coding region: 1-3099 (1032 amino acids)
Biological process (GO): regulation of DNA-templated transcription
Molecular function (GO): DNA-binding transcription factor activity; sequence-specific DNA binding
Source: RefSeq, a predicted model, not a curated record